Molecule: messenger RNA, 2200 nt
Organism: Diceros bicornis minor
Lineage: Eukaryota; Metazoa; Chordata; Mammalia; Perissodactyla; Rhinocerotidae
Gene: HSPB9
Product: heat shock protein family B (small) member 9
Exons: 1
Coding region: 1440-1922 (160 amino acids)
Cellular component (GO): cytoplasm; nucleus
Source: RefSeq, a predicted model, not a curated record
GGAAGGUUCCGCCAUGGCCUCCCCCGAAGCUGAGCGCGGCGCGGCGCAGCGCGGCGCUCCCAGCCCUAGGGCCGCAUGGGCAACCGGCGCACAGUGCGCAGGCGUCACUGCUCCGGAGCAUGACGGGAGUUGUAGUCUUCCACCGCCGCUCUCUUCGCCUCCGGCUUCCAGACUUUUCUGUCCUGUUUUUCGGUCCAAGACAACCAAGUGAGUCCCGAGCCAGCACCCCAGCUUGACCCUUUGUCAAUUCUAAUCUCUCUUGAAGGCUUCCGGGAGAGUCCGGAUUACUGUCUCCCUGGGGACAAGGAGAAGCAUCCCAGAAAACAGGCUUCUGUUUGAGAGAAUCGUGGGCUCUGCCCACCUCCCAAGCCCGAGGGUGGAAGUACAGGCCAGGGGACUGAGGUCGCACUGGCUCCCGUCAUGUCUCCCUCCCACUCCCACCCGGCCGUGUCCCACAUGUCCCCAGACACAGAAUUGCAGCUACGGUGGAGAUUAAGUAGCAACAGUUCUUUCUUGACCUGUGAAGUAGUUACACGGGUGUUCUGUUUGCAAUAAUUCAACUGUACCCUUCUGUGUGCUUUUUUGUAUGUACAUUACAUUUCAGCAAAAAGAGUUUAUUGUAAAAGCUCUGAGUGCCAGAGGCAUGGCCAUGGUCAGAGGGAAGGCUACUGAGUUGGGGAAGAGGUAGAGACAGAGGAGGGCAGAAGCCUUUCCCUGCGUAUGGGAACGGCUCUCCCACACUGGGCACCUCGAGGGCAGGGCCCGUCUUCAUCUCUGCGGUCCCAGAGCCCAGCCCCAAGCCUGCCACAGUAGGCCCAGAGUCGGAUGAAUGAAGGAAACGAGGAAGAUGCAUUCACUUCCCCAUCCCCAUGUGUCACAGGACCGUGCAUGGUCAGAGAAAGGCAGGACGUUCCGAGAAUGGAUGACUCCGCCGUCACAUUCGGAUGGUUCUGUUCAGGGGACAAUCCUUCUUGCCCCUAGGCCUGAUUCUUGGCAGAGCAAGAGCCGGGAGGCUCAAUCUUAUCUCCGCUCUGUGCUGGUGACCGCUCCAGGGUCGGGCUCACGCACGUCCAGCCUCGUUUAGUCGGUCCAGUAGGGUCACAGCCCAGGGCCGCCUGCGCCCUCUGACGGAGGUGGAGAAAGGCCCGAGAAAGGGGCAGGAUCCAGGAUAAAAGCAGCAACGGGGGCGGCAGGGCGGCUGACAACCUGACCCGUGUAGGUAGGACGUGCAUAGCUGACCCCAAACCGCAGAUGCGAACCUCGCCGGAAGCGAAGGGAGCGCGGCUGAACAGAGCGGAGCCGCGCGGGGUAGCGCGGAGCGGAAGGGGACAUGCGCGGGCCCGCGUGAGGACCCUCCUCUUCGGGUGUCCGCGCCCCUGCCCGAGUGACGAGCGCUACACUCGGGGCCUCGCGCCCUUGGACAGCAGUUGCUCACUUGGAUGCAACGGGUCGGUAGCGGUCUCCCCAACGGGAGCCGGGUGGCAUCCCGGUGUCCCAGCGUGGCCCUCGCCGAACAGAACCAAGUGGCCACGCUGCCGGUGCGGCUGCUGGGGGACGAUGUGGCAGCUGUGCGGGACGAUGUCUGUGUGGAGGAUGGCUUCCAGAUGAAGGUGGAUGCCAGAGGCUUCACCCCCGAGGAGCUGGUGGUGCAAGUGGACGGCAGAUGCUUGAUGGUGACGGGCCAGCGGCAACUGGAGGGCUGCAGCCCAGAUGGCUAUAGCUACCGCAUGGCGCAGCAGGUGCACCGGCAAGUGCAGCUCCCACCGGACCUGGAUCCCACCGCCAUGACCUGCUGCCUGACCCCCUCUGGCCAGCUGCGCUUCCGAGGCCAGCGCCCAGUGCUGCCUUCCCCUGAAGCCCGAACAGGACCGUCCCCGAGGCUCAGGAGCCGCACCUCUAACAAGGAUUCCAACCUAGCCUGACCCAGUAAACAACCGUAGUGUGCAGCCUAGCCUUAGUGUCCGUAGUCUUUUCUCCGUGGUGGGGUCAGAGGUGGCGGUAUAACAAAGGUAGAGGGAGGCCAAAUGGAGGGCCCAGGGAGGCAGGAAAGGCAAGAGGUGGUGGUCCACCAAGAAUCAGGCCUCUCUGGCCCUAGGAGAAGCUGGGAGGGACAGUGUUGGCCUACUCAGCUCAGCUCACUGCCUGGACCAAAUAGCCCUUGGCAGCUGAGAGCAGCAGCUCCACCAGGGAGCAGCAGAGG